AGCGCCUAUACCAUAAUUAUAAAAUAUGUAUAAAUCAAUAAUGACAGAAGGGAAUCCUUGUAGACGAGCGAGUAAAAAUUACUUCAUUAUGGAUUGUAAAAAUAUUUGUAUGAUAUUAUUUUGGCAACAGAAUUUCAAUUUGUAUAUUAAAAAAUAUCAUUUUCAGCAAUUAAAUAGACAUAAAUAUGUGUAUAAAAAAAGAAGUCCUAUUCGGAAAUGACGUUUUGUUCAUCUGCCUGCAUUUACACUGAAAACUAUUUUUAUAGCUGUAAUCUAUCUGUUACGUUUUUUGUUUUAUUUAUUGUCUAAAUUUAAGCUUUAUUUCAUUGGUAUAUGUACAAAGGAAGCCGGCCAUUUUUAGUUCUCAUUUGUUCAAACUGGCUGAUUUUGAUUUACCUACGUAAAACGAUUUCUAUCGUCUACUUAAUUACACAUAUUUAAAAUGAUUAACACAAUAUUACAUAAUUUUGAGAUAUUCAUAAAAUGUCAGGUAAAGACAUGAGAUGUCUUUGAUUAAGAAUAAUUUAUUCAAGAAUAUUAGUAGUAGAUACAAGUCAAACUGAAAUACGAAUUUAAUUAUAAAAAGGAAAGUAAAAAUAAAAAUCCACUUUUUUCAUAACCAUAAAUUUUUUUUAAUUAUAAAUGAUUUAAAAAAUUAAGUUUGGUAACUGGUUGACAGUGCGCACACGCGUCAAAAGUAGGUUGUUCAUUAGGUACAUUUUAGAAUAACUUCCACCAUUUGCGAUUAUUCUAACAUGGCCGCAUGUUAGUUACUGAUUUUUCUUUAUUGUUUGCCAACGUUUGUUAAAGAUUUAGUAGUGGUGUUUUAAAAUAAAUUUAGAUUGAUCUUAACGGAUAAUCAUAAUUGAAAAGGAUUUAGUAUAGACAUAUACAGAUAAUUUUUGGAAUAAGUUAUACCGGUCUUGGUCUUGUUGAUCUCCUCCCUAUUGAGGUGAAUUGUCAACUAUAGGUAUUUCUGAUUUCCUACUUUUGAUUAUUUCUCAAAUUGAAUGAUGUUGCAAGAACAUCAUCAUAUAUCCCAAAAUGGAAUGCAAAGGAAUGCCAGAAUGGGGAUGCAACAAAUGGGGCCACCUCCCAAUCAAAGAAUGCUCAUGAGUAUGCCAGCUACUGGUGUUUUGGUUUCUAUGCCUCCUGGGCCUGGACCAACUUUGAUAACGACAACAUCCAUUCCCCAGCAACCACAACAACCUAAGGCAAGUAUGCAACAGCAAGUCUAUCACUAUGAAAACACUGGCCAACCGACAGAAGUAGAUCAACACAGUACAGAACAUCAGAACUGUUCAAACACUAAUACUUUGUCUACGCCCAACUCUACUUUGGCAAACAUAAAAGAAAAAACACCAAUGUGUUUGGUAAAUGAAUUAGCAAGAUACAACAAAAUUCAACACCAGUAUAGACUCACUGGGGAACAAGGACCUGCCCAUAAGAAAAUAUUCACAGUUACAUUGAAACUCGGUAAUGAAGAAUAUGAAGCAGAGGGGCCCAGUAUCAAAAAAGCCCAGCAUUCAGCUGCCGCUCAAGCUCUAGCUAAAACUGAAUUCAAGCAUCCACCACCAAAAACGGUAAGAAAUCGUCCAGGAAAUCGACCAACUAAUCCGGGAGUUGUUACUCCAACUGUUGAACUCAAUGCUCUUGCUAUGAAGAGGGGGGAACGCACUGUAUACGUUGUUGAAAAUGGGGGUGCCCCACCACAUCAGGGAUACUUAAGUCAGCCUGGCUACUAUCCUCGUCAUAACUUAUACAACGCCCAAACACAACCUCAACGUUAUGGCUAUGAUGCUCGUCGUAAUAUUAGAGGUCAUUAUCCGUACCAUGAUAAUCGUUAUUAUGGGCAGUUUAGACCCGGAGCACCUCAUAACCCAGGAGAUCCAUUUACGGUUCGCUUGAGAGUUGGAGAACGAGAAUAUCCUGGACAAGGAUAUACUGUUCAAGCUGCAAGACACGAUGCCGCUUCUAAAGCUAUUGAGCACAUCAAACAACUAGGUAAUCAAGAACAAAGUGAGGGUACAAUGUCUCCUGAUUCUACCCAACAAAUCUCUAAUGAAUCAGUUCAACAAGGCAGUGCUGUAAGUGACAUCAAUUCUGAUCUGAAAUCCCCAAUUUCACUUGUCUACGAAAUUGCUUUGAAAAGAAACCUAAAUGUUCUUUUUGAAGUUUUGAGCGAGAAGGGACCCCCACAUAUGAAGGUAUUCAUUACGCAGUGUCGCGUAGGCACCUUCGUAGCAGAAGGCGAGGGCAACGGGAAGAAAAUAUCAAAGAAACGUGCUGCUGAGAAAAUGUUGGAAGAGCUAUCAAAACUUCCUCCCUUGCCCAACGUUAUCAAUAUUGCGCAAUUAAAGAGAAAACGAGUUACGAACAAAAAGAAGACUCGCAACUUGAUUAAAGUAAAUACAGACAAAUCUACUGAAGUUGUUGAAGAAAUAAACCCUAUAUCUCGUUUGAUUCAAAUUCAACAAGCCAAUAAAGAACGAGAACCUGUUUACACAGUAUUAGAAGAACGUGGAACUCCAAGACGCAGAGAGUUUGUUAUUGAAGCUUCUGUCAAUGGACACUCAUGCACUGGAGUUGGUCCCAACAAGAAGGUUGCUAAACGCAAUGCUGCAGAAGCUCUUCUUAUGGAACUUGGUUACAACAACACCACAAAUACAAACAAACCCAUGAUUAAAGAUAAAGAUGACGUUGCAAAUAUGCAUUCAAGCAUGGAUAAAAAUCGUAAGGUAACUUUUGUUGAGGAAGUUCCAGAAGUUCAACCAACCCAAUCUAUUGGUGGCAGUGGCGGUAGACAGUUGGUUCCGGGGGUUCUAUUGGUGACAGAACAAGCUGGAUUCCAAAAACAAAAAGAUAAUAUGGAGAAGCCUAUACAAUCUCAACAACCUCAAAUAAAAUCUCCAUCUAAUAUAAUUCAAGGUGUACGUUCGAAGGAUAAGCUGCUUUACUUAGCUCAGUUGAUGAAUAUUCAAGUUCAGUUCUCAGAUUUUCCAAAAGCUAAUCAUGAGAUGUUUUUGACUUUGGUUUCUCUGAGCACUAAUCCACCUCAAGUAUGCCAUGGAGAAGGUCCAACAACUGAAACUUCACAUGAAAAAGCUGCUUUAGAGGCUCUGAAGGUCCUUUCUGAAUUGGGUCUCGACAUCGCACCUAAAGACGUUUCUGGUGGACCCGCUGGGAAUGAUAGUGCUUCCCCAGUGGUGUCCAACAAAGGGCCGGUGCACCAAAACGGCGUGAAGAAGUAAACUUUGAACUCAACGUAAACUGUACCAAUGGCCCCCCCCUUUUAGAAUUGCAUCUCCCUUGUUGAUAGCUUUUUUCAGUCAUUGGUACAGAACAUUUAUACAUGAGUUCCAUGUGGCCAUGUAAAAAUUAGCAUACUUCAUAUUCAAAUAACUACGAAUUAUUUAUUUUCUUAUUUCAUGUGAUUUCAUUCAAAUAUGAUGUUAUAUGAAAUGAUUUCAUGUAUUUAUGUAUAAUUCUGGUUAUUGCUUAAGCACCGUAUGUUUCGAGUUGGUGCUACCCAUUUUCGUUUUCGUGGGCUGAAAAUGAAUUUGGGAGACAGUAGUUCAGAAUUGGUUUACAAAAUUCGUGUAUUCAAAUAUACACAUUUAGGGUUCGAAUGUUUAUAGUGUUUCUUAAACAUUUCUAAGUAUUUUAAUCAUCAAAUGUAGAUCAAUGAUAAAUGUAUAAAAUAUAAAGAUUGGACUUCCUAUACAACUGUACCAACAGAAUCUGAUGAAGCUGUAACAAAUUCUUUCAAUUUGUUUAAUCUAGUAUAUUUUCACAAAACUCUUGGUUGUAUUGAAUUUGUUUUAUUCAUUUUAGUAAUGUAACUACGUUUGAGAUGAAUAAAAAGCAAAAUGAUUGUGAAAUUAUAUCUGAUACUCUAUUUAUUAGAGUGAAACUUGCUGGCCGAGUUUAUUUAAAAAACAUAUAUUCGUACAGCUUCAAAGAUUCAAUAGUUCAUUAGUUGUAUAAUUUUGUUUUUUCAUAAUAACCCCUAAGAGCCCAAAUAAUUUUUCUCAACUUCAACUAGUUUUUCAACAUAUUACUAAACUAAUACAAAAAGUACAUUUUUUUUCUAUAUGAACGUUCAUUUAAAAAAAACACGUGUUGCCAAAUGGCAACAUUAGACAAAAAUAAGUACAGAAUCCCAAUAAUCUUAGUAAAAUAGAAAAAAUUAGCUUUUCGUAUGAAAAAUAGGAUUGCAUUCUAUACAAAGUUCUACGUUUCACUUUUUACAAAUUGUUCUCAUUACAGAGCAGCAUCCUUCAUCUGCACAUUAUUUCUUUUUUCUUUAUCUGGUACACUUAUCAGAAAGUGAUCGAGUCUCUGAUGUCAUCGCUUACCCUGUUAAGUGCAAUACUAUUUAUUGAAGUACUAAGCCUUCCGGCAGAUUUAUGGGAAGUUCCAUACCUAGUUAAAUAUACUUGCACUAAUUCGCGUUCAAAUUCCAAUUAAGUCAUUGUUCUUCCACUAUUUCUGUGAAGUAACCAGGCAUUUGGAAUGGAAACGUCGAUUAACCUGGUGAAUAUCCACCACCACCAAUACUCUGUAUCAAUUGAUAUUCUCGUCCAUCAAAUCGAUACCCCCCAUACCUUUAUUAUAUUCGCCGAUUACAUGUGGUCUAUUGAUAUGUAUGAUUUUUUCUUCAGUUUUUGCGUGCCGUUUUAUUAUCGAAGUGGGAUGGGUACCAAAACAGAUGCUCGCUAUGGUAACAACAUUGUUGUCUAACCAUCUACUUAAGAAAACUCCUUUCUUUCGCUUUAGCGUACAUUCGUGCGCUCCUCUUUUAUAUUGUUUACUCAUGAUUAUUUUGUUAGGUAGACUAGCAGAUUGAAAUUUGUAAAAAGGUUAUCAAAGAAGAAGCUAUAUGACAAGUGUUUCUCCUUUGCAUUUCUGUUAACAUUGAAACAAAUGGGGUGUACACUUACCAAAAAACUGCUCGUCUUCAGAACUGCAGAUUUUAUUUUUACCCUGGUACAUAUCACGGCUAACAAGAUAUCCAGAUGUAGCAUUGAUGCACUAAAUUUUAAAACCAAACCUGAUAGUUUGACCACGGAUGCAUUGCUUACUUGGAUAACUGCCAAAAUAUUUGAUUUUUGAUUCAUUAUAGUUUAGGUUUUGCUAGGGACAAUUUUUUUAAGAAACCUUUGAUUCAGCAUAUUUAAGAGUGGCCGUAAUUUAAAAAGCUUAUCGUUUUUCUCAACUGCGUUAUUACUCGUAUAUUGUAUAAAUUGUGCAAAAUCGAUUUUUAUUGUGCAUAUCACCUUGGGUGUCCCAAUAACUACCUUUUCCGGGGAGAAUGUUAUACCCACUAAGAACAAGAAUUCCAAUAAAGCAUUUCAGUUCAUCAACUUUGUUGUUUGGAUCAGGAUAGUUUUUAAAAAGUGCAUAAUCUCGUGUCUCUCAUGCAAAUGUUUGAAAACAUCUUCAUCGAACAACAGGAGACAUAAUAUUGGUUGUAGUCUGGUUCGGGCAAGGAUUUAGACAUAGGUUGAAGGACGCCAACAGAUCAACGGUUAUUUUUUUCUACAGUAUCUGAAACUGAAAAUAGAUUUUUAGGUUCCUCUUCUGAUGGUCUUACUUCGGUGCUGUUUUUGAAGAUUUCAGUUUGAUCCACUUCUGUGAUACAUGGUUUUCCUUUAGUAUUGAUAUCGUUGGUCAUAUAUUCUUUAGUAGGACCAAUUCCGCACCAACUGCUAAUUGGCGACCAGGAAGCCUAUCUAUGUUACAAUCAUUGUAAUCUUCAUCCCCCGAUUAUUCAUUAGUAACAGAACUAGAUUCGGGAGCUUCCUCUAAAGUAAAGCCGCUUCUGAAAAAAAAUGUGAAAAAUUUGCAUAUUAUUUCACAUCGAAACAUGUGCAGGUGUUAACACAAAUCGGUAUUUUCAAUAAAUUUUCUCAUAGAAACAUGUAUUCGUGUUUACUUAUGUACCACAUUACAAAAAUAUGAAUAUUUGUUUCUGGUGAAAAGAGAAUGUACCGUAUAUCCAUUUUUAUCGGCACGGAUACGAGGAGUAGACAAGACGUUAUACACAUCCAAGUAAAUAUAUAAGCUGCCAUCUAUCCAAUACUUUCUUAAGCUAUAUUGAAAUUCGCGCUGUAAAAUUAUAUAUUUACUGUGGCUAUUUGGAAACACUAGGCCUUAAUGGGUUAGCCUACAUUUACAACAAAGGGUUAUGAGCUGAAUAAUGCCCUAAAUUUUUAUAUACUUUUUCGAUAGCUUUUGUUAUCUACUCUUAAGACAUGUUACAAGUUUAGUACUUAUAAAGUUCACUUAUGUCUUCGAACAAUAAUUGUGAUCUUAAGAAUGCUGAGUUAUGUUAGUUAAAGUGUUUUUUUGGUAUGUCUAGGGUAACAUUAGACUUUUUGAACUCUAGGUGGUUUGGAGAAGUUCUCUCAAACUUCCUUUUGAUAGUUUGGAAUUGAUUUUACGCUAAAGCUUUUUAUAUCAGGACAAAGAAUUGUGUUUUGCUUGUGGAUAUAUGUCUGUCUGUGUUAAUGAAACUAAAGUAUCUUUUUGUUUGUGCACAGAUUGUGGAUCAUGCUUUUUUAUUUAAGAUUUGGACAAGAAUUAAAUAUUCCAAAUUCUUGAGAAUGCUUUCAACACUAUUCAAGUCCCAUAAUGGAUUGAUUAGUUUCAUAGAAUAUACUUGAAUUAAGUAUAAGGGUUUGAUGAGAUCAAAGGUCUAAUAGAAUAAGCGUGACGAAAUAUAUUGUUUCAAUAUUGAGGCACAUUAUGAUUUUUAUUUGACAUUAGACCAUUAACUGAUUUGAUUAGAAUAUGAUAUUUUACUAAUUUUUUUUAUAUUUAGGAUUGAACAAGUAAAAAUAGAAAAUACUCAGAAAUGGUUAAAUAACGCUCUUAGUUGUAUCUUAUUCCAAUAUUUCAUGUAGAUAUUUUAACAAAUAAUAAUAUAUAUGAAAUACUUUGAAGUGUCCACAUUGUGAGUAACAUAGAAUACAUGUUAUAAUUGUUACAAUGAUUUCGGACCCUAAUAUUAAUCAAUAUUAUUAUUAUGUUAUAUCGUUUUUAAAGCUAGUAUUUGCUAACCAUUUUCUGACAAAAUGCAUGUAUAUUUAUAUAUUGUCAGUGAAUGAGAUAAAGUUAGUUGUUCUCUCUAGAUGCGAUGCAAUUCUGAUCUGCUGAUCAAUACACUUUUUUGGAGAUUGAUUUCAGUAUUCCAGGGGCUUUGAUUUUGUUUAUAGUGUAUUAAGUGUAAACAAACUUAUUAUGAGAUGGUAAUUGAAUUGUGUAAUAUGAUGAAUACUUGAUUUAUUAAUUUAUUAACUUGAAUGUUUGCGUUAUGAAAUUGCCUCCAAAAAGAAUUUGAAAUCAAUAAACAUUCUACACAAAUAAAAAAAA
This is a messenger RNA of Diorhabda carinulata, 7377 nucleotides long. RefSeq names its product double-stranded RNA-binding protein Staufen homolog 2-like. The transcript has 10 exons. Lineage: Eukaryota; Metazoa; Arthropoda; Insecta; Coleoptera; Chrysomelidae. The coding region runs from base 1011 to 3251 and encodes 746 amino acids. The record is from RefSeq and is a predicted model, not a curated record.